GCCCUGCCUCCGCGCCCGCCCCCCUCAGCCAGCGCCUCAGCCGCCGCCGCCUCGGGAGGAAGCGCGGCCGCCGCCGAGCGACCAUGAGCGGCUCCGGGCCCCCGCCGCCGCCCGACCUCGGGCCGAGCCCCGGGCCCGGGGGGGAUUCCGAGCCGCCGCCCCCGUCGAUGCUGAGCGUCGACCUGGCCGGGCUGGUGUCGCAGUUCGCGCGGAGCUUCGCGCUGGUGUUCCCCGUGUACGUGCUGGGCUACCUGGGGCUGAGCUUCAGCUGGGUGCUCGUCGCCCUGUGCUGCCUCUUCUGGGUGCAGAGGCACCGGGGCGGCAAGAGCUCCCGCCUCGGCCGGGCCCUCGCCUUCCUCCACGACGAGGAGCGGGCCGUGCGGCUCGCCGUCUCCACCGGCGACCUGCCCGCAUGGGUUCAUUUUCCAGACACAGAGAGAGCAGAAUGGUUGAAUAAGACCGUGAAACACAUGUGGCCUUUCAUUUGCCAGUUUAUUGAGAAACUUUUCCGUGAAACUAUAGAACCAGCAGUGAGAGGAGCAAGCAACCAUCUAAGCACCUUCAGUUUCACAAAAAUUGAUAUAGGUCAUCAGCCCCUUAGGAUUAAUGGUGUUAAAGUGUACACUGAGAAUGUGGAUAAAAGGCAGAUCAUUUUGGAUCUUCAGAUCAGUUUCGUUGGUAAUUGUGAAAUUGACUUGGAAAUCAAGAGAUACUUUUGUAGAGCUGGUGUGAAGAGCAUACAGAUUCAUGGUACAAUGAGAGUUAUAUUGGAACCGCUACUUGGAGACAUGCCCUUAAUUGGAGCACUUUCUCUAUUUUUCCUUAGAAAGCCACUUUUAGAAAUUAACUGGACAGGACUGACCAAUCUUCUGGAUAUUCCCGGACUAAAUGGUUUAUCAGACACUAUAAUCCUAGAUAUUAUAUCGAAUUAUCUGGUGCUUCCGAAUCGGAUCACUGUUCCUCUUGUUAGUGAGCUGCAGAUUGCACAAUUGCGGUUCCCCAUACCAAAGGGUGUACUACGAAUACACUUCCUUGAAGCUCAGGAUCUAGAGAGAAAAGAUACUUAUCUAAAGGGAACCAUUAAGGGAAAGUCUGAUCCUUACGGAAUAAUUCGUGUUGGCAAUCAAAUUUUCCAAAGCAAAGUCAUCAAAGAAAAUCUCAAUCCAAAGUGGAAUGAAGUUUACGAGGCUUUAGUAUAUGAGCAUCCAGGACAGGAGUUGGAGAUUGAACUAUUUGAUGAAGACCCAGACAAGGAUGAUUUUCUGGGAAGCCUAAUGAUUGACCUAGUUGAGGUUGAAAAGGAACGCUACCUGGAUGAGUGGUUUACUUUGGAUGAAGUCUCCAAAGGAAAAUUGCAUUUAAAACUCGAGUGGCUCACAUUGAUGCCUACUAUAGAGACUCUUGACCAGGUGCUAAAAAGCAUUAGAGCUGAUAAAGACCAAGCCAAUGACGGGCUUUCAUCAGCAUUGCUUAUUCUCUAUUUGGAUUCAGCAAGAAACCUACCAAGUAUCUACGAGGGAAGCUUUGGGUGUGGAUACUUAAAAGAGAGGAGAGCAUCGGGACUAGUCUUUUGUGAAAAUACUACCUCACUCUAUAGAGCACUAUUUUCAGGAAAGAAAGUUAACAGCAAUCCCAAUCCACUUGUCUCGUUGACUGUUGGUCACAAGGAACAGACAAGUAAGAUUCGCUACAAGACCAAUGAACCUGUCUGGGAAGAAAACUUCACUUUCUUCGUUCACAACCCAAGACGGCAAGAGCUAGAAGUUGAGGUCAAGGAUGAUCAACACCAGUGCUCCUUGGGAACCUUCAAGCUUCCUCUAAACCAGCUCCUGGCAAGCGAAGGUCUAACUAUGCAUCAGAGAUUUCAUCUUAGCAACUCUGGUCCAAACAGCACUAUAAGCAUGAAGAUUGCACUCAGGAUCCUUUCUCUUCAAAGACAAGAGAGGCCUCCAGAUCACCAACACUCGGCCCAAGUAAAGAGGCCCUCUGUUGCCAAAGAUGCAAGAAAAGGUUCUUUCAAGCCUCAGGUCCCUGUUUCUCCACCAGCUGACUUGAACAAACCUGCCCCUGCUUCCACAGUAACAGACACUGAAAAAAAGACUGACGAGUUUGAAAAAAGUCAUCCCCCUAACCCCAGUCCUCAGUGGCCGACUGAUCUCAGCCGAAGCUCCUCCAGUCUCCUUGCCUCCAAUCUGAGCUAUUCACCCAGCCAUCUGUCAAUCAAAGAGCCUACUCCAAGUAUAGCCUCGGACAUAUCACUACCCAUCGCUACUCAGGAGCUACGGCAGCGGCUAAGACAACUAGAAAAUGGCACAACAUUAGGACAGUCUCCAUUGGGGCAGAUUCAGUUAACAAUUCGUCACAGCUCACAAAGAAAUAAACUUAUAGUGGUGGUACACUCAUGCAGAAAUUUAAUCGCCUUUUCGGAAGAGGGAUCUGAUCCGUACGUCCGAAUGUAUUUAUUGCCUGACAAAAGAAGAUCAGGAAGAAGAAAAACAAAUGUUUUGAAGAAGAAUUUAAAUCCAUUAUUUGAUCAAAGCUUUGAUUUCAGUGUUUCGUUACCGGAGGUGCAAAGAAGAACUCUAGAUGUAGCAGUCAAGAACAGUGGAGGUUUCCUGUCCAAAGACAAAGGGCUGCUUGGUAAGGUAUUGAUACCACUGGCUUCUGAAGAACUUGCCAAAGGUUGUACCCAGUGGUAUGAUUUGACAGAAGAUGGCACAAAGCCACACGUCGCACCUUAGGCAGCUUUGGAUGCCAGAAGAUCCUGUUCAGCAUACUUUUUGCCAACCUUUAUAUAUUUUAUCAGCAUUGUUAACACAGAUGUAACAAUAUUAUUUUUAUAACUUUUAGUUAAUAGGCACCCCCACCCCCCACCGUUUUAUAACACCUGGACAUUUUAUGUAGGUUUGUCCGCAUAAUCAUUAUACGUUCUUUUCUUCAUUUGCUACAGUUAUUUUAAUGUGCAAUAGGGGGUUAUAGAGCAACAAUUUGUUUCAGUGGAACCUUUUAUGGCACUUGUACCCUUGACAGAAGUGAGAAGACAGUGUAUCUCGCCAAGGAGUCUGCCAUGUAAAUAGAAAGUAUUUUUUUAUCAUUUUUCCUCAACUAUUUGACGGCAGAAGAAAAUAUCAAAGCAAAUCAAGAAUUUUCUUCUAAAUGCAUGCAAAAAAUUUAAGGCAAACUGGGGGGUGGGGUAGCAGCAAAAUGGUCUUAAUCUUACUAAUAUUACAGAUUUCUCUUUUUUUUAAUCUGGAAGAAACUAAUGAAAUGUUUAGCCCAUUUAUUUUUAGCCUUAAUGGCUUGCAAAAGAGGGGAGUACAAAUAUUAACUUUGUAAUAUUUAUAUAGAAAUGUGUUCUUGGAAGUUCACUCAGAUUAUUCGUAUGUCACAAAUUCAGACAGAAUUAUAAGGAAUUGAACUAAAAUGGAACUAAUAUAUAUACACACACACAUACUGUAUAAGAAGGUUAUCAAGAUCUGGAAAUCACAGUAUGGAUGUGGGUCUCUUAUGAUGCAAAAAUGAAGACUAAUGUAGUAUAUUGUUUUGGUAUGCACUUUUACCGUCAUUGUUCCAUAUUAGAUUUUACUUACCCAACCAAUACUAUCAGAAAUUUGUCUAUGCAAAAGAAAGAUUCAGAUGGGAUUUGUGUGUAUUAAAAAUUAGGGCCCGAUAAGACACCCCAGUAAUAUAGUAAUUGUGGUGUUAAUUUGCUCCAGAAAGUGGGUCUUAGCUCAUCUGCUACUAGUCUCCUAAAAUGCCAAAUGUCUGUUGUUAAACUGGAGCUCGAAUUACAGAAAGCUCAAGAUCCAGACGUGUGCUGCCUUUUUCCACGGUUGCUUCAGUGCUGCCUGUUCUGAUGUUUGGAGCAGUAGCUCCGUUUCGGGACUGGCUCAUGUACAAUAGUCACAUUCCUUUUAAACAUCGCUGUGUUCUGCUGCAAGGACCAGCACCAGACGCCGCCAGUAAAGAUUCUGGCUCUGGAGGCGGAGAGGACUGGGGUGGGUGGGUUUAUUUUUUUACAAAUUUCAUUAAAUCACCCUUUAACCUGGAAUGUGUUAAUCCUGAAUGUUGUUAAUGCACUAUAGAAAGUAAGAGAGCCAUUUUAAAUCAAGUUUGUGGUCUAAUCAGUAUAGGGUGUUUUUUUUUCGUUCGAUUUCACAGGCCUGGGAAAUGCAAGAGCAGGUUUGCAGAAAAAAGCCUGAUAAGUGUUUUGAGCAAGACUUUUAAAAAACAUUUUAUUCAUUGUUGCUUUCAGAAUGGAAUCAAUGGGGCAUUGAUUAUAUCUACUUUUCUUUCUUCUUUCUUUCUUUUUUGACAGCUUUCUCAGAUGGUUUUAUCAAAAACUGUAACAUUUGUUUUUAACCCUGGAGAUGAUGGAAGUUCAUCUGCAGGGAGCCAUUUCGCUACCUUGGUUAAAUAUGCAAUUGCUUUAAAAAUGACCACAAAAAUUGAGAAUCUUAGAAUGGCUUCUGGACCCCAAAAUUAUUUUUUUAAGAGUGAUUAAACUUCUGGAGUACUAGCUUUAUAACUAUACUUAAUCGUAGCCUAGACAAUUGGUAUAAUCUAUAGUAGGAACUUCUCCUGCACAAGCAACAUUCAGUUGAGCUCGCACAGAAGAUGUUUCCAUUGUGCCCUUUCCACUACUGAGUAAACCAAAGUGCCUGUUAUAAAUGUAGCACUGUUUAUGCCAAGUUUUCAAAACAAAUUCAUUUUCAUUUGUUCGGCUCUUCUUCCACAUGCCAUACCUAACCAUGUGUGUGUAUUACACACUACCACUGCUAUAUCAGAUCAUGUUUUUUUGUUUAAUUUUGCAUAAGGCUUCACUAGGCAGAUCUCUGCAACUUCCCUGGGAUGUUACUCUGCCUGUUACAUAAUUAGGCUCUAUGGAAAAAGCUAAUCUUAACGUAAGCAGUGGUUAACAUGGUACCCAUGUGUUCUUACUGACACAUAUAUCCACUGUGUGAUGUGAUCACUUGUUAGUGAACUCCGACAGAGAGUGGACCCAUAAUAGCAAAUGGGAGCCACUAUAAUUUAUACUCUCAUUCUGCAGAGAAGAAAACAGAAGAUGCCGAAAAUGGCAGUGCCGAAGUGUUUAGACCGAAAUCCUCGCUUGGGCAAAACAGCUAUCACUAACAGACAGCAUUGCAUGGUGGCACUUCAUUAUGCUGCAAUUCCUAAAUUGUUGUUGUUCCAGUAACGAGAGAGCCGUGGGCAGAGAGGAGGCUGCUUGAGUGUUCUGUGUGUAACAGUCUUUUAAGGCAGAAGUUGAAAUUGGCUGGUGGGUCCACAUCACAUCACUAGUUAAGUAAGUAAUGCUGGGAAACAUUUUCAAUCCAUUAUUGAAGUACAAGUUGCCAUCACCCUUCCCCUGUACGUCACCCUUGUUGGGAUCCUUUUCAACAUGUGCAGGUCUUUGUGUGAGAGAGACUUGACAUGAUAAAUAAUGGAUGCGAAAUUAGAUUUUAUAUAAUGUGAGAAAUACCUUUGGUUUGCUCCCAAAAGUAGAGGAAGAGUGCUCUUGAAAAUCUAGACCCAAAACGAAAUGUUUAUGAAAAAGAAAUGCACUUCCUUUCCUCGGAAAUCAGAAACUGCAUGCAGGACAAUAUUUCAUCCAUGGUUUUGUGGUGUUUCAGAGAGAAAUUUUAAGGAAGCCCGGUUACCAUGAGCAAAUGAAAGACUGAAUGUUAUCAGAUGAGCUUUCCAUGUUUUUUUUAAUCCUGUGCCUUAAAAAAAGGAAAGCUUAACAAUUUGUGUUUAAACCUGAGCUUUUGUACUUUGUAUUUACCAGUCUUUUUCUUGUAUGUGCUCUUGAAACUGUUCGGUGCAGUGUUUCUGCUGGUAAGGAAAGCAGCACUUCCCAUUUGGAGCUACUGUAAUCCAAGCGCCAAGUCAGAGUGUUAUCUGGAUCUUUGUGUUUUGAACCUUUUCUUUAGCAGACCUGUGGCAGCUGGUAAAAGAAGAGUACUUUCUUUGCUCAAAUAAUUCUGCAGUUGCAUGUAUUUAUUCAAUAAAUGAUUCAUAUGGAAAUCA
Molecule: messenger RNA, 6030 nt
Organism: Eublepharis macularius
Lineage: Eukaryota; Metazoa; Chordata; Lepidosauria; Squamata; Eublepharidae
Gene: ESYT2
Product: extended synaptotagmin 2
Exons: 23
Coding region: 84-2741 (885 amino acids)
Biological process (GO): lipid transport
Molecular function (GO): lipid binding
Source: RefSeq, a predicted model, not a curated record